AUGCUGGGUCAAAACGCUGCCGUUACUACCUACCAAAUUUCGCAUUACUUCAAUGAAAGGGUAGCUGCACGAAAGAGUCAUGUACAUAAGGCAAUCCACAUGAUUGCCAAAAUAGUACAAGAAGUCUUGAAAGAAGUUGAAGCACAGGAGCCACGAUUCAUCUCAACCCUUAUCGAGAAUAAUGGUCGAUAUGAAGGGAUAACAUGUGCAUUUCGCUGUAAUGGAAUUUGGCCUCGAAGUGCUAGCCACUGGCCUCGGAGCAACAUUCCCUGGCCAAAUCCAUCAAUUGCAAAUGAAGUGAAAAGUGAAGGAUUCGAUUUAUUUAGCAAGGAAACUAAUGCUGUUCAAAAUCAACCUAAUAAACAGGCCAGUUCAAUGGAAGGUGACGCGUGGGCGAUGAGUUUACACCAUGCUGAGAAUACACUGCUACAACACGGCAGCAGACGGAAAUCAUUUUCAAUUUUAAAAUGUCUACGAGAUACUCACCUUGAUUUCCCGCAAUCGCCCAUCACUAAUUACAUCUUAAAAACGCUGCUGUUGUUCGAGUGUGAGAAGCAUUACAACGAAUUUGAGUGGGAGGAACGAUUCAUUGGUGAUCGAGUCAUCGGUGUGCUUUUACAGCUGGUAUCUUGUUUACAGUGUCGGAAAUGUCCACAUUACUUUUUGCCUCAAUUAGACCUUCUUAAAGGAGAACCAACACAUCUUCUCGAUCAAAGCGCUAAGAUUACUUGGAAUCUUGUCAGACAAUUGAUCCUUAAUGUACGCGCUCUUGAAUCCUUAUAA
Messenger RNA from Thelazia callipaeda (thelaziosis nematode), 783 nucleotides. NCBI's taxonomy places the organism in Eukaryota, Metazoa, Nematoda, Chromadorea, Rhabditida, Thelaziidae. The record is from the annotation of a GenBank genome assembly.